UGCGGAACGCGGAACGCGUGCGGGACACGGGGGAGGAAGCAAGCAACAUGGGGAGACACGGAGACACUGAGAGACACGGGGAGACAGGGGGUAGUGAUAGGACAGAGACACGGAGACACUGAGAGUCACGGGGAGACAGGGGGUAGUGAUAGGACAGAGACACGGAGACACUGAGAGUCACGGGGAGACAGGGGGUAGUGAUAGUACAGAGACACGGAGACACCGAGAGUCACGGGGAGACAGGUCGUAGUGAUAGUACAGAGACACGGAGACACUGAGAGUCACGGGGAGACAGGGGGUAGUGGUAGGACAGAGACACAGAGACACUGAGAGUCACGGGGAGGCAGGGGGUAGUGAUAGUACAGAGACACGGAGACACUGAGAGACACGGGGAGACGGAAAGACAGGUGGUAGUGAUCGGACAGAGACACGGAGACACUCAGAGUCACGGGGAGACAGGGGGUAGUGAUAGUACAGAGACACGGAGACACUGAGAGACACGGGGAGACGGAAAGACAGGUGGUAGUGAUCGGACAGAGACACGGAGACACUGAGAGUCACGGGGAGACAGGAGGUAGUGAUAUGACAGAAACAAUGCGGUAACCACUGCACCACCACUCCAACAGACAGCGAGACCCAUCAAACGAGAAAGCGAGAGAAGAGCGACACGACAGACACAGAGAACACACAAAGGAGGCCUCGGGGAUAGAAACACACCAAUCUGAUAGCUCGAGAGAGAGAGCCAAGAGAGACACGCAGCUCAAUGGACACCGGGGAGAUACGCCUUCUCGUUCAGAGGGAACAAAAACUCCCUCGCUCUCGACUCGGAUUCCUCCUGGAUGCUCGCGGCCAGGGCGCCUCGUUGGAGUCAGCCGACAUCUCAACAGGAGUCAGGUUUGUUGUUGUUCCCCGGCUCCUGGGUUGAGUUGGGUGGGGGGGUUUAUUGGAGGAGCUCGGAUCUCAUCCAUCAAUCCACCUACCCACGGGGAUUAAGAGGCGAGGUGCCCCAGUCGGAGGGGAGGUGUUUUAAUUGGGGAGAGGAUUUCACUGCGAGUGAGUAAACAACUGCGUGGCAACUCGGGGGGCAACGGGGGAGGCGGACGGUGGUGGUGGUGGCGGCUCUACAAGAGCUGUGUGUACGUAUGUAUGGUGGACUUCUUUCGCGCCGUACGUAGCCAACCGUGCUAAGCGGAGGAGCUGUUUUUUUUGUCUAUGAGGCCAAGAGGAGGAGGAUGCUGAUAGGAGGAAGAGCAGGGAGUUAAGAGGAGAUUAAGAGGUGCAAAGUUAGCGGAGGGAAUGUACAACAGGAAGCCAGCAGGAGGAGGUUAGGAAGAUGAAGAGCAGGUCAAGAGGUGGGAGAUAGCAGCAGCUCAGAAGAACAACGACGAGUGUGAGAAGGAAAACCAAGGGUCCUGGCAAAGGGAGGCGGGCUAGAAUAAAAAAGAAAGUGGAGGACUUUUUUUGACGUAAAAACGAGAGGAAGAGGCGGCGGGCAACAGGAGCAGCUCAUUGAGAAUUUGAGGAAGCAGAGCGCAGAGCGUGGCACAAAACAAGAGGAGGCUGAGCAAGGUUCCAGGUGGAGGAGAAGGCGUUGACGACCCCAGCCAGUCACCGACUUUGGAGCAGGUUCCUUGGCUCUGACGCCUGCGAGGACGAUGGCACGUGGAGCCCUCCUGCUCCACGUGGGCGCGCUGCUCGCCUGGACCGCGGGCCCCGACUCGGGGUCGGCACGUUGCGUGCACGACUUGGUGCAGCCCUCGUAUGCCCCCACCGUGGUGCUGUCCUACGCACAACCGGCACCACCACCACCACCACCAUCAUCAUCACAACCGAGAGGCGCGUUCAGGGCAGCGGCAGCGACGACGACGACUGGUGGUGGUGGUCAGCAGGGCGCCCGCCCGAUGAGGAUCCACGUGGAGCUCUUGGCGGAGGAGUUGGGGGGCCUGCAGGCGGAGGAGAGUACGAGGCUGCAAGCGUCCGUGCAGACGGCCGUGAGAAGGGUCUCGGAGCUGCUGGCGGUAAUCCCUGUGUCAGGUCCACUGCGUUUGAGCCGAACUCCCAGCAAAUACUGCAAGAGCUUCUGGCCCCAGUCAUAUGAGAAUGGAGGGAAGUGCUCCACUUUGGACAGCAGGUACACUGGGGAGAUGUGUUUGGAAGCAAAGAUUCCCGAGGAGCACCUGCUGGGCUACUCAACGUGGGGCAGCUCGGGUUCCGGUGUGGAGAUCCGUGGGGACGGUCCCGGGGUCCUGGACUCUGACUUCAUCCUCUACGUGCGCGCCGCCGACACCCUCCGCUGCGCCGCCGGGGUCACCGCCUACGCCGCCUACUGUCAGCUGGACCAGGUGGACCGACCCGUAGCCGCGGCCGCCACCUUCUGCCCCGCGUCGCUCCGGGGCGACGCCUUCAACAGUGACAGCACAGUGCUGGCCGUCAUUCACGAGCUCUUCCACGCACUCGGCUUCUCCAAGGACCUCUACAGGAAGUGGCGCGACUGCAGCGACUCGGCGCUGGCGCUGGGCCGGGACUGCUCCCCGCGGGCCCAGGUCACAAACGAGGACGCACACGGGCAGCAGCGUGUGUUCACCCCGGCCGUGCUGCGCACCGUGCAGCACCUCCUGGCCUGCAACUCCUCCGAGUGCGGCGGGGUCCUGGAGGACGCGGACGGCUCGUCGGUGCCAUCGUCGCACUGGGAGGCGCGUGCGCUGCAGGGCUCCAUCAUGACGGCAUCGCUGGGAGCCCCCGGCCUCGUGCUGGUGGACACGGUGACGCUGGCGGCGUUGGAGGACACGGGGUGGUACCGCGUCGACUACAGCCGGGCCGAGCCACUCGUGUGGGGCCGUGGUCAGGGGGGAGACUUCGGUUUGGUCUCCACGUGCUCCACUCCAGAUUCUCCCUUCUUCUGCCAGGGAAGCGGACUAGGGUGCCACUACCUACACCUGCACAAAGGUCGCUGCGACACAGACUCAUUCCUCAAUGGCUGCCGUAUCUACAAGCCACUCGCCAGCAAGGGGGAGUGCUGGCUGGAGGCGAACGCCCCCUCCGUCGCGGAGCGGAACUCCACGGGCGAGGUUUACCUGAGCAACAGCCGCUGUUUCUUCUCGAACCUCAGCCGACAGGGGGUCCCCUCUAACUCCUCGGGGCUGCUCGGACGCUGCUACGCACAUCGCUGCCUCGGGGAGGAGCAGGUGGAGGUGCGCGUGGGCGACUCGGGGUGGACGCCGUGUCCCGCAGGGUCCAGCAUCCAGGUCCCCGGCUAUGACGGGAUGUUGAUGUGCCCCACUGGGAGGCUCUGCCGUGAUUACACAUCACCGACCACGACCGCCUCAACCACAUCGACCACGACCACCUCAACCACUUCAACAACCACCACCACAACCACGAUAAUAACCACGCGAACCAAUUCAACAACGACCACCGGGCCACCCGCAAAGUCAACUGUGACUCUGAAGCCGUCGCUCUCCGAAGCCAGCAGGGGUUGUGCUGCAUUGAUCCGAAGGGAGGUCACAGUGCUGGGAGUUGCGGUCGCGUUCGGCCUAAUGUUCGCCGUGAGUUCCUACUAGAAAUAUCAACUUGAAGACUUUUUAUUCUGAAAGAAAAUACAAAUUUGUGAUUGUAAAACGCAGUGCUAAUGCCAUCAUCGCUGUCUGGGAUAUGGCUCCUUUGAAAAGGAGGUCCCCGAAAUUCAAAUCCUGGUCAGGGUCAAUCUACAAUCCAUCAGUCAUCUGCGAUAAGCUGAAUUAAUCAAGCACACUUAGAAACCAACCCAAGCUAUGGACCUAGAUUGAUAGCCUAGUUGGAAACCCUGGCAUUUAGAUUGGUGUCAUGGAUUCACAUGUAAAAUUGGUGAAAUAAGCACCAUCUGGAGAUGGUGAAAUAUUUGGCAAGUGGAAUCCAAUUCGUAGCAAUUAAUUAAAUAAAGACUAAGCCUGGCCAAAGGAAUAUGACAUUUCCUCAUGUGUCAAGAUAAUUAUUAAGCUGAAAAGCCCCUACAAUGUAAAUGGGAUGGGUCAAACAUCCAAAUGCUGAAACAUUACCUGCACAUUUUUCAAUUGGUAUUACAAAGAGCAACAUUGGCCUCGACUGUGAAAACCUGGCAGGAGCCUCUUCAAAAAGUACAGUACCGAGACUGAGCGAGACUUUUCUGGGUAAACAAGCGGAAUAAUAAUAUGGGCCACAUCACUCAAAUGCAGAAUUUACACCACUGACGCAGGAUGAACGGUGGGUAAAAAGCACAGCCUGAUGUUGAAGAGCUGCCACACUAUAAAAUAUAGCAAUGAAUUUCGAUUUAAAGCUUUCGUGACUGCAGGGAUUCAUCUUCUUGGUUCUUUCGGUAAAGUCACGUAGAAGGGAAAUAAUAAAAUACAAUUCUCACGACGUUUCGGCCACAACGCAAGCAGCCGUCCUCAGGUGAAGAACAGGGCUGUCGGAAAGACAAUAAAAUAACAUUCUCACGACGUUUAGGCCACAACGCAAGGAGCCGUCCUCAGGUGAAGAAGAGGGCUGUCGGAAAGACAGCAUCCGACAGCCCUGUUCUUCACCUGAGGACGUCUGCUUGCGUUGUGGCCGAAACGUCGUGAUAAUUUUAUUUUAUUGUUUUAUUUUUAUUAUUUUAUUAUUUACCGAAAGAACCAAGAAGAUGUAGCAAUGAAUGUUAUCUUUGUGAAGAAACGGUAUAUCCAUAUAUGAAUAAAAAACAAGACAACAGUUUCUCAUGCACUAAGCGGUCACAUCAGUAGUUAUUCAUUAUGAAAAAUGUUUUAUUAAAUGAAAGACGCGA
Messenger RNA from Lethenteron reissneri (Far Eastern brook lamprey), 4777 nucleotides. It is a transcript of the gene CIROP, whose product is annotated as ciliated left-right organizer metallopeptidase. Gene Ontology annotation, biological process: proteolysis; cell adhesion. The record is from RefSeq and is a predicted model, not a curated record. Gene Ontology annotation, cellular component: membrane; cytoplasm. Lineage: Eukaryota; Metazoa; Chordata; Hyperoartia; Petromyzontiformes; Petromyzontidae. Gene Ontology annotation, molecular function: metalloendopeptidase activity.